Molecule: messenger RNA, 1085 nt
Organism: Xenopus laevis (African clawed frog)
Lineage: Eukaryota; Metazoa; Chordata; Amphibia; Anura; Pipidae
Gene: commd8.L
Product: COMM domain containing 8 L homeolog
Exons: 5
Coding region: 1-426 (141 amino acids)
Source: RefSeq, a predicted model, not a curated record
AUGUUGGGAGCUUUAAAUUACGGGAAGGCCGUCUUCCAUAGAGUCCAUGUUCAGCCUCGUUUACAGGAUUAUGGCAAUAUAUGGAGCUAUCAGGAAUGGCUGGAAGUUCUGGAAGACUCUGCAACGUUCUUCAAGAACAGCAUUGGUACUGAUGUAAAUGCAGAUGAGAGCACAAAAGCAAUGUCUUGUGGUGCGAUUUUGUUAGCAGAUUUAACUAAUGGAAAGCCACAGUUACAGUAUAACUGGCAACUUGCCCUUUCUAGUGAUAACCUCUCAGCACUGCAGAUGCCGCUUGUAAAUCUUGAUUUGGAUAUCGCCAAAAAUGGGUCAGUUACACCCGUCUCUGUAGAGAUGAACAAAGAGGAGCUGCAGAACCUUAUAAAUUCUCUAGAGGCAGCUUAUAAGGUUGUCCUGCAGCUGAAAUAAAAGGGAAACUGUCACUGCCUGAUUUUGAAAAGGUGACCAAAAUGUAUUAAGAGGAAGGACAAUACCCUUUGAUGGAAUUUGAAUCAUUUUUAAAAGGAGCCACUGUAUGAAGGAGCGUAUUUCUCUCUCUGCAGCCCUGCAGAGCCGGGGCGGAACCUGCCAUUUUAUUUUUUGUUGUUGUUCUUCUUUAAAUGUUUACGUUAGCUGUGUGGUUGAUAAAUGUUCUAUCAACAUGAAAUCUUCCCAGUGUUUGAAAUCUGCCAGUAGCUUAUUGAGGUUAACGGUACCUUGAAUACUAUCAAAUAAAGCGCACCUACAAUUUUAAAAUAUUUCAUUCCAUUUUGCAUUCCAGAAACAUUUCUUGAUGUCAGAUCUCCUGUUAGGGAUUGCAAACCUAUAGUUUGUUCACCAUUUUGGAAAUGACUAUGCUAGUAAAUGACAAUGAAGUUGCCAACGCCUGAGAUUUUUCUUUAUACUUUUUCAAAUGAGCCGUUUGUUUAUAUACAGCUGUACAACUAAGAGAAAGCUUUCCAAGACUCUUCACAAAAUAAUUGAUAUACGCGGCGUAUUUUCAGUACCACAUGCUGGUUGGUAUUUUCUGAAUCUAUGCUGGUGGAAUGAUAAUGCAAUGUUCUGUUUACCUAAAGCUGAAAGCUCAA